Messenger RNA from Rhipicephalus microplus (southern cattle tick), 1806 nucleotides. RefSeq lists its product as uncharacterized. NCBI's taxonomy places the organism in Eukaryota, Metazoa, Arthropoda, Arachnida, Ixodida, Ixodidae. The record is from RefSeq and is a predicted model, not a curated record.
GAUCGCCGCCAUGCCGGAUAGCGGGGGUCGUCAAGCUCAGCACCGACUGUGUGACUCGGCGAGCGGCGUUAACUGGCGCCCGACGCGUUUCCAGGACGAGUUGACGGUGAUUCGCUACGCGUGCUGCGUGUGCCACGUCGUUCCCAAUACUACGGUCGUACUGCCAUGUUCCCACACUUUGUGCGAGCAAUGUCUGACGGGGUGUAUCGUCCAAGAUGGAGGAAGCAUCUGUCCCUUGGACGCCGACCCAUUCUGCGAAGACGAGUGCCAGAAGUUGAAGCUUCCUGACCGAAAGAAAACGAACUUGAAGGCUCACUGUUGGAAUGAGGCUGACGGCUGCGAAUUCGUAGGCACCAUCGAUGCCGUGCUGCUCCACUUCGACAGUGAAUGCGCCUUCCACGCCGUCCAGUGCUCGCGUUGCGAACGAAGAAUGCUGCGCACACACAUUGCAGCGCACUACAUCACCGGGUGUUCCAGGAAUGCUUCGAGCGCAAGCGGUACUCAGGCGCACAAGGAAGCUGGUUCAUCUUCAAGUUGCGACACGAAUGUUAUUCUGGACAAGUUCGCCACCCUUCUAAGACAAAUGAACGACGUAUCUGCACGUUUGCAGGACGUCAGCAGCGCAAUCAGUGGCGUUGAAAUCAGUCUUCAGCGUGGAAUGGAAAGCAUCGAGAAGAACAUCUGCACGACGCUCGAUCAACGACUGAACGCUGGUCUGGAAGAACUGAGGGUGUCGAACCCGUGCGGUGAUUACCUGUCAUCACUUCAAAGCCAAAUAAAUGAGCUUGUGGAACAAUCUAGGCAGCGCGAUGCGUACCAAAUACAUGAAAUUGGACGUGUGCUCACAUAUUCCCAAAUAAAAGUGAAAGAAGAUGUGAAGGUUCAGUUGCAGGAGAUAGUACCUAUAAUAAGAGUGCUCGUAUCUGAACUGAAGGACGACGUGAAGACCCAGAUAGGGGAACUUAUUCACGUGACGAGAGACUCAGAAGGCGAGUUGAAAGAACAUGUGAGCAGAGUAGUCGAGGCCCGUAUCUCUUCGAGACUCGCAGAUCAACAGCAUUCUUUACCAGGAGCGCCGGACCGUUCGAUUAAGGGCAGAUCUGUGCGCCACCGCGCCAGGCCACCGCCGCCUUCCGCUAUUUCUGACGCCGUUCGCGCCGCCGCCGAAGGUCCGGAGGGAACCACGGCGCAGCCGCCGCCCGUUGUUGUUCGCGCCGCCGCUGAAAUUCCGAGAGGAACCGCGGCACCGCCACCUCCCGUUAUCGCUCACGCUGUUAGCGCCGCCGCCGAAGUCCCGAGAGGGAAUACGCCGCCGCCGCCGCCACCUGCUAUUGGUCGUGGCAUUUGCGCCGCCGCCGCAUUGCCGAGACGAACAGUGCCGCCGCCACCGCCAGCCGUUAUUAUUACUCACGCCGUUGGUACCGCCACCGAAGUCCCGAAAGGGAACGCGCCGCUGCUACCACCCGCUGUUGGUGAUGUCGUUCGCGCCGCUGCCGCAUUCCCGAGAGCUACUAUGCGACCCCCGCCACCCGUUAUCACUCACGCUGUUAGCACCACCACCGAAGUCUCGAGAGGGAAGACGUCGCCGACGCCACCCGUUAUUACACACGCUGUUACCACCGCCGCUGAAGUCCAGAGAGGAACCAGAGCGCCGACGCUGCCCGUUAGUGUUGGCAUCGCCGCCAAAGUCCCGAAAGAGAACACGCCGCCGCCGCUGCGCAAUAAUGGCCGCGUGCCUCCGUAAGUCUUACUUUAACACGAGCGGAGAACCUGGGCAUAAAAAACAUCUAUCUAUCUAUCUUAUCU